Molecule: messenger RNA, 3533 nt
Organism: Pelobates fuscus (common spadefoot toad)
Lineage: Eukaryota; Metazoa; Chordata; Amphibia; Anura; Pelobatidae
Gene: CEP104
Product: centrosomal protein 104
Exons: 22
Coding region: 246-3083 (945 amino acids)
Cellular component (GO): cilium
Source: RefSeq, a predicted model, not a curated record
GCUAUGGAGAUGGAGGAGAGGUGGAUAUAGCGGCCCGGUGUCUGAGCUUUUACCUUUUACCGAGCCCGGUGGAUAUAGAGCUGUGAGACCCAUUGCUAUAGUCACGUCCUUGUCAAGGGACCUGGGCUCUAAAGGACGUCGGCAUAGAACGACCCUCAACUCGUGCCAACGACUAUCCAAGGGGUGUAGCUGUGCCCCAGCUACCUACCUCUCCUGUUUGGGAUCUGUGGCACUCGGGCAUCAACAUGCCUCACAAGAUUGGAUUUGUGGUGGUAAAUUCCUCCGGGCAUGAAGACGGUUUCAGUGCCAAAGAGUUGAUGGUUCAUGCUCCUACUGUUAACGGUUGGAGAUCGCCAAGAUUUUGCCAAUAUCCUCAAGAAAUUGUGAUUCAGAUGGUGGAAAGAUGUCGUAUUCGCAAACUCCAGCUUCUUGCUCAUCAGUACAUGAUAUCCUCCAAAAUCGAAUUUUACAUUUCUGAAAGUCUGCCAGAAUAUUUUACUCCAUAUCAGACUGAACGGUUCCGAAGAUUGGGUUACGUAUCCCUAUCUGAUAAUGAAAAAACAAGUUACAAAGCACGGGAGUUGAAAUCUGUGUAUGUCGAUGCCGUUGGACAGUAUCUGAAGCUGAUUUUUCAUAAGAAUUUUGCAAACCGAUAUAAUCUGUAUAAUCAGGUUGCUCUCAUUGCAAUUAAUAUCAUUGGUGAUCCUGUCGACUUUGGAGAAGAGAAUAACACUCCAACCAGAGAGAAGAUUAUUGAUCAGUACCUUGGAACUAGCUCUGAUGACUCGGCUCUGGAUUCGUCAUAUGUUGGAAAGCCUGAUGCAAUAUCUCCCCUGGAUGAUUUGGCAUUUGAUAUGUAUCAAGAUCCCGAAGUGGCACAAAUAAUCCGUAAGCUGGAUGAGAAAAAGAUUGAGGCUGUCCGUCAUGAACGCUAUGACUAUGCCAAAAAGCUCAAGCAAGCCAUCGCUGAUCUUCAAAAGGUUGGAGAACAUCUUGGUCGUUAUGAGGUGGAAAAGCGUUGUGCUGUGGAGAAAGAAGACUAUGAUUUGGCAAAACAAAAGAAGCAGCAAAUGGAGGAAUAUAGGCAGAAAGUUUAUCAGCAGUUAGAACUCCAUGAUCUUCUCGAUAUCGCUUUGAUUAGAAGAGCUCCUGAAACAUAUCUUGAUCCAUUGGAUCAUUCAACUAGCCCACAACGGCAUACAACUUCUGUUUCGCCCCAACCCAAUAAGGAAAAAAGUACAGAGAAGAAGCCUAAGCGAGAUCGUCAAGUGGUGGCAGAGAAGGCGAAAGUUAUCUCUCCUAAACCAAUUCCACAGCCACGUUCCCCCACUCCUCCUCCAGCACCAUCUCCAGUCCAAGCUGUCCCAAGCAUAAAUAUCGAUGCACUACCUUAUGAUGAACGACCACUUCCAGCCCAGAGGAAACUUAAAGAUGAUGCGUUUGCUUAUGCUGAGCCAGAGUCAUUUGAGGAAACUGCUGUAGAUACUCCAAGGACAAGGAUUACUGGAGAACCAGAGCCUCUGACUGAAAAAGCGUUGAGAGAAGCCACCUUUGCCAUUGAAGUGUUUGGCGAGGCUUUGGUUGCUGGAGCUUAUUCCAAGACAUGGUCUUACAGAGAAGAUGCCCUUGUUGCAGUGUACAAGAAACUGUCAGACAUGCCUACUGAAACAUCAAAGGAUGACUUGAGGAACAUGCUCCGUGCAGCAAUAUUCCUUAUCCGUAGAGCCAUCAAAGACAAAGUUUUUUCAGUUUUCCAAGCUUCGUUAAGUCUCCUGAAAAUGAUAAUCACUCAUUAUAUUCCGAAGCACAAACUUGGCAAAUCAGAAACCACGCACUGCGUGGAAAAGACUCUCCCAGACCUGCUGUCACGGACGGGUGACUCUGCUACACGUCACCGGUUAAUUUCAUCCAAUUUUAUUCAGGAAAUGGCCCUUUUCAAAGAAGUUAAGCCUCUGCAAAUUAUUCCAGUUAAUUUGAUUCAGCCAUUGAAGCCAACAGCACCUUCCCGCUUGGCACUCAGUCAGAUUGAAUUAGUGGAGACCCUGGUCACAGAACUAGGACUAGAGAACACCGGAUUUACAAUUGACAACGUCAUGAAAUUUGCAAUAGGUGCCCUGGAUUAUACAACAUCAGAAGUGCGGGAUAAAUCCGUCCGAAUAAUUCUAUACCUCUACAAGCAGCAUCGAAGCCAAGUACUGGAAUAUAUGCCUACAGACGAUUCUAGCACGCGAAAAAACAUUUUAUACAAGACUCUAUAUGAUGGAUUCGCCAAAAUUGAUGGCAGGCCCACAGAGUCUGAACUUAAGGCGCAGAAAAAAGCUGCUGCAGAGGAGGCUGAAAGGCAAAAGAAAGAGGAGAUCCGUGCUCUCCAAGAACAGCUGACGGCUCUAAAAGAAAUGCAAGCAGAAGUCCAAACUGGGAAGAUAAAAGAUAUUAAUAUGCAAAAAGCUAAACUAGAUGAACGUGGGAAAAAGGCAGCCUUGACCCUGAAUACAGAAAUUACAGAUGACCAAUCUUCAAAUUACAUGGAUAACUUAUGCAUUUUUUGUGGAGAGAGAGAUGACGCAUUUACAGAAGAAGGCUUGGAUUUGCAUUACUGGAAGCACUGCCCCAUGCUGAAACGAUGUGAGCAUUGCAAGCAAGUUGUUGAAAUUGCAAGUUUGACUGACCAUCUUUUAACCGAAUGUGAUCAGAAAGAUUCAUUUGGCAAAUGUCAGCGCUGCUCAGAAGCCAUUUCCAAAGAGCUCCUCGUGGAGCAUGUAAAAGCCAAGACGUGUAACCCUACUAAAGGAGAAAAGGUUGCCAAUCGGUGUCCAUUGUGCCAUGAAAAUUUCAAGCCCGGAGAAGAGGCUUGGAAAUAUCAUCUCAUGGGAAAAGAUGGGUGCAAAAUGAAUCCUCGUAGGACCCAGGCCCUUCAAAGAACACAGCUAGCAUCACAUGCAGCCAUUAAAGUGGGCGGAUCAACCAUAACCAAACCAGGAGCCACCGGAGCAAAACAACGCGCUCCCACUAUUGGGAGCAAAAUUCCAGCCCCAAGAGCCGGAUUGAAUAAAAUCACAAGCAAAGCACAGCCAAAACGAUGACUCCAGUGACACUGGCUAGUCUUCCUAAAGUGUUGUCGUACCAAUAUUAGUUUACUCUAAUAUUAUAUCCCGCACGCAUUAGGUGUAGUCACUUUUCCACAGAUGUCUAUCAUUGCAACUAGAGCUUUUAUGAGCAAUAUACAAUCAUUAUCUUGUAUUUCACUCAGUUCACAAGAUUUAUUAUAUACUCAUUGUUGGGAAAAAAAACCACCUUGUUCAGUGAUAUUCCCAUGAUUUUGUAAGCCUGACAUAACCUAGAAGUACAUUAGGUGUUUGGUAUGUGGACCACACAUUAGUAAUUAAUUUAUAUUUCAUACAGAUUUUUUUUUGUUUAUUUUGCUGAAAAUCUGUAUCCCUAUAUAAAAGGACGUUUGCUGAAAUUUUUUUAUGAUUGUGGAAAUAGUUUUAUUUGUCAAGAUAUAUUUUAAUCCCUCAAUAUGGCAUGUGGAA